AUGGCAUUGUCACCAGGCAAUUUCACAAUGAAACAUACCAUUAGACUUGCCAACAAGCUCAAACGGAAGCGUCUGAUGCAGAGUUUACCCACCACAAAGAAACGUCGAUUGGAAUUAAAAGCUGCCAGGUUGUCUAAAGAAGCAUCGAGGAAUGUACUAGAAGUAACAGGUCAAUCAUAUAAGUCAGAUAUUGGUCUUGAGGAGGAUGUUGAUCUUGAUGACAUUGAUCCAGAGCCUCUUAGGAUUUCUCCAGAGAGCAGCUGCUUGAUGUAUUUUGAUUUAGAAACUACUGGACUUAGUAGAACAUCUGACAUCAUACAGAUUGCUGCAGUUUGUGAAGAUAGGUCAAUCAAUGUUUAUCUCAACCCCAGUGUACCAAUCUGUAAAGAAGCAUCGGCUGCAACGGGUCUCAGAUAUGACAUGGGACAGCUCACUCUUUAUGGAGAGCCUGUGCCUUCAACAGAUCAAGUCAGUGGUUUGACCCAGUUUGUAGACUUUACAACAGAUUGUGCUUCAAAACCAGUCAUUGUGGGCCAUAAUAUUCAAAACUUUGAUCUUCCAAUUCUUCAAUAUCACUUGCAGCGACAUGGUCUACUUAAACGAUUUGAUGAAAAUGUUUUAGGUUUUUUGGAUACAUACAAACUUGCACAGAAAGUGUUUGACAAGAAAACAAUGGGAAAUUUUAAACAAGAAACAUUGGCCAGAUUGUGUUUAGGGAAAAGUUACGAUGCACACAAUGCUCUAGCUGAUGUUUGUAGUUUACGAGAAUUGUACGAGUCAAAUUUAGCAUUCAAAUGUGAAUCUUUAGAUAUAUUUAAUAUGAAUUAUUAUAAUGUCAAGUCCUCACUAGUUCCAUUGAUACAAAGCAAAGUAAUUUCUACACUGAUCUCUAAAAGGCUUACAGCUAACAAUCUAAGCUUAAACAAGCUAAAACUCAUACAUAAGCGUGACCCCCAUUGUGGGAUUCAGACUGUCUUUAGUGAGGUUGUGUCUGGUUCAAAGACACCAAGAAUUACGAAGUCUCAGAAGAUCAUUGGCAAAGUUGUGGAGUAUUUGAACUCUUGUUAGUUCACAUCAUAAGUAUUUUCAUUCAACAAAAUUAUUUGUUUAUGAGCUAUACUUGCUAGAAUCUACAUGUAUGUUUGUUACACUACAUUUAUUCUCUUUAUAUGUAUUAGAUUAUAAAUUGUUAAGAAUGUGUACUUGUAUGUAAAAAAAAUUGUGAAAAAAGGAAGGGGUUGCCCCCCCCCCCCCCCACCCUACCCCUUAUGUUCUAAGUGUCUAGAAGGACCAAAAUUUCAGUAUUUUUUAAUAUUCCAUUUGUAUUUCAUUCUAAGACUGUAUUUGUUUGUUACAUUUUGAUAUUUUUCACAGUGUGUAAAAUAUAACUGUAAAACAUGCUAUUACCAAAGUGGGGGUAGGGGUAUUCGAGAUAUGAUUUAAUAAAAUAUCUCUGGUCUACUGUGAUAAAAUAUGUUUUUUUGUUAACCUUAGAUAUAAUUUUAGAUAUUUUUAAAGAAAAAAUGGCAUGUUAACAAUAUAAAUUUUGGGACUUUUGAAAAUAAUGAUAUUUUGUGAUUUUUUUUCUGAUGGAUUUGAGCAGUAUAAAUGUUAAAUGUGUAUGUUUUCAAUUGAAUAUCUCGAAAAAUUCUCUUUGUAGUUAAUUAUCUAUUAGAUUUAAUGAAUUAUAGCACAAUACAGUGUGCUUUGGUGCAUAUUUGAAUAAAAUAUGAAAUUAUACAUCCUUGUGUUAGAAUUUGGCUGUUGAAGUUGGGGGUAUAUGUGCUCUAUAGCACAUAGUAUGAAAAUAAGCGUGCAAAGGUAUGUGUAAUAUGGGUUUUUUUGUUGGCUCAAGAGUUGUUUAAGAUAUUUAAAUGAAAAAAUAAAUUG
Molecule: messenger RNA, 1890 nt
Organism: Saccostrea echinata
Lineage: Eukaryota; Metazoa; Mollusca; Bivalvia; Ostreida; Ostreidae
Exons: 3
Coding region: 1-1068 (355 amino acids)
Biological process (GO): DNA catabolic process
Cellular component (GO): cytoplasm
Molecular function (GO): 3'-5'-DNA exonuclease activity; nucleic acid binding
Source: RefSeq, a predicted model, not a curated record